Molecule: messenger RNA, 2878 nt
Organism: Chelonoidis abingdonii (Abingdon island giant tortoise)
Lineage: Eukaryota; Metazoa; Chordata; Testudines; Testudinidae
Gene: MILR1
Product: mast cell immunoglobulin like receptor 1
Biological process (GO): immune response; cell surface receptor signaling pathway
Cellular component (GO): external side of plasma membrane
Molecular function (GO): transmembrane signaling receptor activity
Source: RefSeq, a predicted model, not a curated record
UCUGUCAGUACGCUCUUCGUUUUUGUAAGAAAAUGCUUAAACUCAUGAUCAUUCCAUUCUUCCUCCUAUCCUGCUUUCAAUCCACUCAGGAGAGUCAAAAAUCCAAUGCAAAAGAUAGCGAGCAACUGUCUAACCCUGAGUUUGGAUCUCUCCAAAAGAGCUUGGAGGUAGGAAUUGGCCAGAAUGUGACCCUGUCCUGUCGAUUCACCAGUGGCUCUCUUCCUAUCAACUAUAUAUUUUUUAGAGGAAGUCAGAAUCUGUGGCCGACUAUAUGGAAGACAGACAGGAACCCAGCCCUGUUUAACCUAACUAUCAGUUCUGCCAGUGAUUUGGGGGAAUAUAAAUGCAAAGUUGUACAUGGAAUCUCCAACAGUACAAAAUACAGCAAGAGUCUCAACUUUACGUUACUAGAUCCAGUGUCCAAACCAGUGCUGAGCACGACUACUUCCCAAGUGAGGAUAGGCCAGAAUGUGACACUGUCUUGUCACUCAGAAAACGGCUCUUCUCCCAUCAACUAUGUAUUUUUUAAAGGAAGGAAGACUAUGUUAUCCAAAAUAUCUAUGCAAGGGAAGGCUGCAGCUGUGUUAAAUGUAACUAUCAAUUCUUCCAGCGACUUGAGUGACUAUAAAUGCAAAGCUGAAAAUAAUAUCCCCAAUAACACAAAAUAUAGCAACAGUCUCAACUUUACACUAGCAGAAGAGGAUGGCCUUUCCUACCCCCUCUCCAUUUCUCUUGUGCUACUGUUUCUGCUGGUGGUGAUAGCAACUGCCCUACUGGUUCCAUUUCUGAUCCUGCCUUGGUGUAAAGCAAGAAAACUGAAGUCAACAGGCUCCUCAACUGGUUUUGUUUCAACAGACAAGGCAACAGGGUCUGAAAACUAUGUGACAUAUACUGAGAUUGAGUAUGCUAAAUCUGAAGAAGUGGAGUACGCCAACAUACUGAUUAGACAAGAGGAAGACAGGAAAGUGAACAUGAGGGCAGAUACUACAGUUGUCUACUCUGAAGUCAUCGUAAGAGAUGGAACGCAACAAGGUAAGUUUCCUCUCUGAUUUACUGAGAGGAUUAUAUAAAAAUUUUUUUUAAAGAGAACCUCUACCCCAGUACAUUUUGCUAGCACCACUGUGCUUGUAUGGGAAGCACAUAAGCAGACAUUUAGAUGCUAGUUUCCCCAUCCUACUUAUUUUGUAGUCAGAAGCUGAUGUUAAUCUCCUCCUCUGCUAAUAUUAAAGAAUGGGUUCCUCUUCCUGAUUUUUAAAGACUCCAGUUUGAUCCAGACAGAAAAAUAAAACAUGUUAGAAAAAAGAAGUUAAUUGAUGCCCAGAUUUCUGAUUCCUUUACUCAUGCACAGUAUCUUACUCCACAAGUAAUGCCACUGUAACUAAUGGGACCAGUUGUUAAAAAAAGGUACUAUUAACAUGGUGGUGCAACUUGACUCUCCACUGGCAUUACUUUUUUGAUGUUUCAGCAGGAAGGAGUAAGCUAACAGUUAGCUAACAUGGUCCAGCUAUAAGGCUCUCACACAGAGAGCUUUGCUCCUGUGCUUGUCAGGAAUUUCAGAAAAUAAAACAGGAUUUUAAAUAAGCAGAGAAUAAAAAGGCCUUCUUUAGCCACAGUUAUCUUAAAAAUCUGUCCCAGUAACUGCUUGCUUGGCAAGCUGUCUCCCUAAAGGAGCCAUUGUUUGCCUUGCCAACUACUGCUACCUGCCAGGGAGCAGCUUCCCAGGACUCCAGAGUACAACUUUUUUACUUGAGCAGGACUCCUGGCUGGCAUUGCCUGUCUUUUCCAUUUUUGGGAGUGGGACUUAACAUGACCCACCGACACUGGAAGAGUUGACUAUUUCCCUGCCACAGCCAUUUCAACUCAGACCUAUCCAUCUGGGUCCCAGCUACAAUACUUAGGGGUAUAAGAUCAGUAAAUUCCCGCUCCAUAUUGCUUCCUCACUUAUUCUGUAGUAAACAAUUUUUUCCUAUCUAGAUUAAUAGAUUACUUGAAAUAAAAUGUUUACAGCUUAGUUCUUUAAAUUGUUCUGGUAUCCCUGAAAGGCAGAAGAAGUGCCUAAUAAUGUUAUAUUCAAGCCAGAAAUGACAGCAGUCUAAAGACUGAACUGGAAAACAGAGGUCAUGUAGAGAAACACACUCACCUCCUAACAAACACUGCUUUCUCUAAAAACAAUGCAUCCAAUGACUUUGCUUUUCAAUUGACCUUUUCCACAUUUAAGCUUUUGAAAGUCUCAACUCCCAUUUAUCUUCCCAUUAUAGCAGAGACUGGCAUUUGUCACCAUAUAUCAGCAGCAUGUGGAUUAGCUAGACUCCCAACCAAAGAAAAAACUUAUCCAACUCACUGAAAAUAUCCUUUCUUCCAGGAGACAAAAUCCUCUAGGACACAUCUUUGAGCCUGCACUGCAGAAAGAGGCAAACCCAGCUCUGUCCAUUAAGGGUAAAGCAGGGCUAAUAAUGCACAUCUGAAGAGUUUACCAAUUCGAGAACUUCUACAGCCAGGAAAACUUUUAUCAAACUAGCAGGCUCUGCAACUGAGCAGGAUUAUCUCUGCCUUACUUGUGGUGGAUAGAUAUGGUUUUACCUCUUUCUGCAGUGCAGUCUGGAAGAGGUGUCCUGAGCCUGCCAUUUGAAAUAAGGGUAAGUUUUCCUGGCUGUGAAAGUUCUCCAAUUGGUAAGCUUUCCAGAUGAGCAUUAUUAGCCCUGCUCGACCAAUGAUGGACAGACCUGGGUUUGCCUCUUUCUGCAGUGCAGGCUGGAAGAUCUUCAUAGAGGAUUUGGAUUUGAUAGAGAAUGAAUGCAUCAGAAAUCUUUAUCAACAUCAAUUUUGGAGGAUGUCACGGGUACUUCCCCACUCCCAUAAAUAAGAACGAAUGGUAUCU